Didymodactylos carnosus is the source of this 1275-nucleotide messenger RNA. NCBI's taxonomy places the organism in Eukaryota, Metazoa, Rotifera, Eurotatoria, Philodinida, Philodinidae. The record is from the annotation of a GenBank genome assembly.
AUGUUAAUUUUGGUUGAUAGUCUGUGUAUUGCAUUAUUCGUACUAGGUCUGAUUGGCAACAUCAUUGGUCUUAUUGUUUUCUCUUCUCGUCGAUUUCGUCAUACAACCUAUGCUCAUUUAGCUGUAGCUAGUUUCGCACUAAAUUUAUUGUGUGUAUUUCGUUAUUCGAUUUUAUUGAAUUCAUCAACGCGAAAAUGGAUGUCAAUCACUGUUGCUCAUUCGUGGUUAAAUUGUAAACUGUAUCGUUUAUCAUCAUGUUUAAGAAUAUUAUCAGCAUGGAUUACCGUAUUUUGGGUAUAUGAACGAUUUUUAUAUGUAUGGAAUAUUUUACAAAGUAUUUUAAUUAAUCGGACAUGGUUAACAAAGUAUAAAUAUUAUUGUUUGACAUUUAUUUCAUUUAUCAUUGUUCUCAUUGUAACAGGACCCUCCGUUUACUUCUACAUCCCUCAGACAAUCAAUAUCACCUUGUCGUCAGGAAAACCUUUAACAGCCACAAAUAUCAAUAUUAGCAAUCAAUCAACAACUCUAAUUGCAAGUGACUUUCCAGUAUUGUCUGACAGUAAUCGUUUAAACUACGAUUUUAAUCAACUUUAUUUAAAAAUUCAUAGUCACUGUAGUUUCGAUUCAAAUAUUUCACCAAAAUGGCGUGCAUAUUUUCAAGAUGUCUCAUUCGGUUUCAACUAUCAUACCGUCCGUUGUAUAUUUUCUGAAUUGAUACCCUCCAUAGCUGUAACGACAUUUAACAUAGGCAUUAUUCUUCGAAUUACAAAAGCUACGUGUCAGUUUAAACAUAUUCUGAGAAAAGAACGUCCAACAACAAGUCGAAAUAUUGUCAAAUAUGUAACAUCGCCAACGAUAACAACAACAACAAUGUCAAUGACAAUAACGGGGAGCAACGGACGAACUAAAGUUAAUGAUGCUUUCAGUGGUCCCAAAACGUCAUGGAUGAAUAUUGUACUUAUUUUACAUAGUUGUCUAUUUUUUUUUUCGUCGUUGACACAUACUAUUGUCUACUGGUAUACAUCUGAUGCAGUACUGUCUCAUUGGGUUUCCGUCAUUAUUCUAGCAAACUGUUCACUCAAUUUCUAUGUUUACUGUUUAAGCGGAAAAAUAUUCCGUCAAGAAAUUCAACGUAUUUUAAAACGUUAUAAAACAAAACUAUCAAAUACUGCCGCUUGUGAGCGAUCAUUGUCUUAUCGUAGACGACCACGACUAAGUACAAAUGCGGAUAUUAAAUUACAAAACAGAGAAUUUCGUUUUGCAUGCAACAUGUGA